Molecule: messenger RNA, 496 nt
Organism: Cantharellus anzutake
Lineage: Eukaryota; Fungi; Basidiomycota; Agaricomycetes; Cantharellales; Hydnaceae
Exons: 1
Coding region: 115-465 (116 amino acids)
Source: RefSeq, a predicted model, not a curated record
ACGUUUGAUUCCAAUGGACUUCUCAUGAACCUCUGCUGCAAGGUUCGAAAACAUACGUGAUGAUUUGAAACUUGAAGAUGGUGACUCGAUCCGAGUCGAGUGUCAAUCUACGACAUGCGAUUCAUGGCGUGGUCUUCCUCACGCUCUUACAUAAUUGCUGGACUUGUUAUCAAUUUGGUUUCCUUGCACUUUAUUGAACCAUGCAACAGUCGCGAGCAUCACCGAUUGGUCAUCGAGGUCCCGGCUAAGGUGCUUGAGGUUCUAGCUGACGCAUCUCGAAUUCAACAUAUGCAAUUCUGUUUCCUUGGAAGUUGCCUUGGGCAUUUAACCAGUACCUCGCGGUCGCCGUGCGAUAUUAUCUAUGUAAGCGAUAAACGCCGACAUGUGUUACUUACUUCCCCUUCCUGUCAGCGAUCAAAAUUCGCAAAUGAACGAGAGUCGGCUGCAUCUUCCCGACUCUGCUAAAUGGCUUCAACAGGUUUCUCCGAAAAUUGCC